GAAAGAAACUGCCGGCUUUCAAAAUCCUCCUCCUCCGCCAUCAUCCGCCGCGGUGCGGGGAGCAGGUGGUGUCGGAGACGGGAGUGGCGAGAACUGCCGAGAGAGCUGACGGAAGAGCGGGCGGGUAUCGGGACCCGUGGGCUCGGUGGCGGCGACCCCGACCUGACCUGACCCGGACCCUAAAUCAUUUCCCGCCCCCGCCGGGCGGACGCGCGCGCUCAGGUCGUCCCACGCGGCGACGCCGCCUGUUUACGUUUGCAGAUUUCCAGGGGAGCCCAGCAACGUGACCAGCAUGGCCUCUGAAGACAUUGCCAAGCUAGCAGAGACGCUUGCCAAAACCCAGGUGGCCGGGGGACAGCUGAGCUUCAAGGGCAAGAGCCUCAAACUCAACACUGCAGAAGAUGCCAAAGACGUGAUUAAAGAGAUUGAAGACUUUGAUGGUUUAGAGGCUCUGCGCCUGGAGGGCAACACGGUGGGCGUGGAGGCAGCCAGGGUCAUCGCCAAGGCCUUGGAGAAGAAGUCAGAGUUGAAGCGAUGCCACUGGAGCGACAUGUUCACCGGGAGGCUGCGGUCCGAGAUCCCGCCAGCUCUGACCUCACUAGGAGAGGGACUCAUCACCGCCGGGGCGCAGCUGGUGGAGCUGGACCUGAGCGACAACGCCUUCGGGCCCGACGGUGUGCGAGGCUUUGAGGCCCUGCUCAAGAGCUCCGCCUGCUUCACCCUCCACGAGCUCAAGCUCAACAACUGUGGCAUGGGCAUCGGCGGCGGCAAGAUCCUAGCAGCGGCUCUGACUGAGUGUCACCGGAAAUCCAGUGCCCAAGGCAAGCCGCUGGGCCUGAAGGUCUUCGUGGCUGGCAGAAACCGUCUGGAGAACGAUGGAGCCACUGCCUUGGCGGAAGCUUUCGGGAUCAUUGGGACUCUGGAGGAGGUCCACAUGCCUCAGAAUGGCAUCAAUCACCCUGGUGUCACGGCCCUGGCCCAGGCUUUCGCCAUCAACCCCCUGCUGCGUGUCAUCAACCUGAACGACAACACCUUCACCGAGAAGGGUGCCGUGGCUAUGGCCAAGACGCUGAAGACCUUGCGGCAGGUGGAGGUGAUCAACUUUGGGGACUGCCUGGUGCGCUCCAAGGGUGCCGUCGCCAUCGCAGAGGCCGUGCGCGGGGGCCUGCCCAAGCUGAAGGAGCUGAACUUGUCGUUCUGUGAAAUCAAGAGAGAUGCUGCUCUGGCUGUUGCUGAAGCCGUGGCGGACAAGACCAAGCUGGAGAAGCUGGACCUCAAUGGCAACAUACUGGGAGAAGAGGGCUGCGAGCAGCUUCAGGAAGUGCUGGACGGCUUCAACAUGGCCAAGGUGCUGGCCUCCCUCAGCGAUGACGAGGGCGAGGAUGAUGAGGAGGAGGAGGAGGAGGAGGAGGAAGAGGAAGGAGAAGAGGAGGAGGAAGAGGAAGAAGAUGAAGAGGAGGAGGAGGAAGAGGAGGAGGAGGAGGAAGAGCCACAGCAGGGGCAAGGAGAGGAGCCAUCUACACCGUCAAGGAAGAUUCUGGACCCGAACAGCGGAGAGCCAGCCCCCGUGCUGUCCACCCCGCCGCCCGCAGACGUCUCCACGUUCCUGGCUUUCCCCUCUCCGGAGAAGCUGCUGCGCCUCGGACCCAAGAGCUCAGUGCUGAUAGCCCAGCAGACUGACACCUCUGACCCAGAAAAGGUGGUCUCCGCCUUCCUGAAGGUGUCCUCUGUGUUUAAGGACGAAGCCGCGGUGAGGACAGCUGUGCAGGACGCAGUAGAUGCCUUGAUGAAGAAGGCCUUCAGCGCCCCCUCCUUCAACUCCAACGCCUUCCUCACUCGGCUCCUCAUUCACAUGGGUCUACUCAAGAGUGAAGACAAGAUCAAGGCCAUUGCCAACUUGUACGGCCCUCUGAUGGCGCUGAACCACAUGGUGCAGCAAGACUACUUUCCCAAGGCCCUCGCACCCCUGCUGCUGGCAUUCGUGACCAAGCCCAAUGGUGCCCUGGAGUCCUGCUCCUUUGCCCGCCACAGUCUGCUGCAGACGCUGUACAAGGUCUAGAUGCGAAGCCAGCCUCUCCCCAG
This is a messenger RNA of Lontra canadensis (Northern American river otter), 2082 nucleotides long. It is a transcript of the gene RANGAP1, whose product is annotated as Ran GTPase activating protein 1. The transcript has 16 exons. Gene Ontology annotation, biological process: activation of GTPase activity; signal transduction; nucleocytoplasmic transport. The record is from RefSeq and is a predicted model, not a curated record. Gene Ontology annotation, molecular function: GTPase activator activity; small GTPase binding. The coding region runs from base 293 to 2059 and encodes 588 amino acids. Gene Ontology annotation, cellular component: nucleus; cytosol; perinuclear region of cytoplasm. Lineage: Eukaryota; Metazoa; Chordata; Mammalia; Carnivora; Mustelidae.